Messenger RNA from Lodderomyces beijingensis, 2658 nucleotides. The record is from the annotation of a GenBank genome assembly. NCBI's taxonomy places the organism in Eukaryota, Fungi, Ascomycota, Pichiomycetes, Serinales, Debaryomycetaceae.
AUGGUUGUGACUAGAAGAUCAUCAGCUCAACACGUUGAUGUUGAACUCAGUACCAACGGGAAAGAGUUGAAAAAAGUUGUUCCCAUCCCUGAGCAACGAGCAGCAAUGGAAAAACAACAACAACAACAACAACAAGAUGCACCAACUACCUCAUCUAGAAGAAGCAGCAGACAACAACAACAGCAGCAGCAACAGCAGUCGUCGUCAACGUCGUCGGUAUCGUCGGUCUCUGCUUCCUCUUCCAAGGACGAGGAGCCGGCUCAGGUCAAACCAGUUAAAAAGGAGACAAGAGGCCGAAAGAAGAAGGUGCAAGUUGACGCGAACGACGGUGCAAAGGCACCAACUCAGAAUUCUGGAGGUGUGGUCGACUUGGGUGGCCAUGAGGUUCAAGCUGUUGCUUCGGAGAAGCAACAGCCCGCUGAGACAACCAAGAAAGUGGAAACCAGAGGACGCAAAAGGAAACAUGCUGAUACCAGAAACAAUCCAGAUCAGGAUGCACAUCUCACAUCUCAAGCUGCAAAUGUUGGCUCAAAUAAUGGAGUUGGGGGGUUUCCCGCUAAUAGCAGGGGUGGCACCAACACACAAAAUACUGCUGGUACUCGUUCUUCGUCAUCAUCGGCAACAACAACUACAACUACAACUACAACCACAACCACUACCAGAAACGUUAAUCAUAACAGCAGUAAUUCUGGUGGUGCUGUUAAUGCUGCUGCUGCUGCUGCUGCCAUGGGCUUGAACAGCGUCAACAAGCACAACAUCAACCACUUAUUGACCAAUGACUCGCCUCCAUCUUUAAAUGUUUUCGCUCCUCAGCACCCUGGUGCCGGUGCCAACAAUAGUUAUGAAAGAAGUACUUCACCUGGUAUGGCUGGGUACCAACACCCUCAACAACAUCUUCAACAAAACCACUCGUCCCACUUGCACCAACAACAACAACAACAUCAACUCCAUUAUCAUCAACAACAACAACAACAGCAACAGCAACAACAACAUCCACAGCAUCCAUCGAUUCAGCAGAUGUCUUCUCAUCCUAAUCCAUAUACAGCCCCUGUUCAGCCUGUCUUACCACCACGCAUUACUAGUGGAGCACAAGGUCAAGGUCAAGGUCAAAACCAAGUGCAAGGACAAGGACAGGGACAAGGACAAGGUCGUAUUCCUAUUACAUCGAUUAUAUCUCAAAAGAUUGAUGCAGCCGAUAUUCCCUUGAUGAUGGAAGAAGAUGAAGAUGAAGACGACCUCAUUGGUGGUGCCGAUGAUAGAAAGACCAAGAGAAGAUAUCGCGUGGACAAGGACAACAUCAAAAUCAACAAGAGAAUCAUGUCGCAAGAUACCGAGGAUGUCAUCAAGAUGUUUAAGAAAUUCGAUGACGAGAUUUUAACUCAUCCUGAAGCAAAACAGAGACUAUUGUCACUCGGCUUUGAAACAAGGAAAAGAUACAUUACAACUUUUAAACAUUACAUUAGAUUCUGCUGCAGAAAGAAAUUAUCCAAUUUCUUUGUUACUGGAGAGUUGAUGAAGGAGUUUUAUCAAGAACAAUUUGCCAAUAGCUCAUCAGCCAAACCAGUUAUCAGGUUGAGAAAAAUGGACCCGGCUUUUUCCAAAUUGCAGGAAAUCAAUUUCUUAGUUUACCAUUUGGAGAAUAAAGAAAUCCCCAAUAGACACAUUGCUUUGGAAUAUUUGGUGUACAAGGAGAUUGGCAAAGACACGCUGUCGUCUGAAUCUCCCAUCGACGAUUCCUCGUCGAAUGAAUCCAACUCAAAGAAAAAGAGAAGAAUGGUCAAGAAAAUCUACAAGGCUCAACAGCUUUCCGGGAUGCCAAAAACACCUGUCGAGCAGGGCGCAGGCGAAGACUCCAUCGAUGAAAGCGUUAAUCAGUUCCAAGCUGGUGCUGUAUAUCCUCCUCAAUCCUCAGUGAUGUCUUCCUCUGCUCCUGCCGCUGCUGCUAUCUCUUCACAACCACAAUCAAGAGUCCACCAAGUACCACAAUUUCAAUCAAGUUACUCGCCAGACCAGCAACACGAACAAAUUCAACAACAACAACAACCAACACUUGCGCAUCCGCCUACUUCAACAACACAUCCCGAAGAAGCACCCAUCUACACCAAAAAAAUCACCAAAAAGAAUGUUGAAGAAAUUCGUAAAUCUUUUGCUUUACUUCGUGAUGAAAUCCGUUACACUUUGCAAAAGACCGUGUCUGUUGAUCCAGCGUUUGUGUCAAGUUUAUCUCAACGUAUCAAUAGUUCAUUGGACAGGUUUGAAUUGGAACUCAACGGUCCUCCACCUGUACGUCAGCAACAACAACAACUGGAAUCCGGUGUUCCAAUUUUCGAUCUCAAUCACGAAAUCUUUACUGUCUACGAGAUGGUUGAAGAGUGGUACAAGACAGAACCACCGAUUGCUCAACGUUUACAACAAUAUGGUGAAGGGUGGAUCCGUGACGAAAUCGACCACAACACAUUUAUUGAAAGAAAAUCCAUCGUGGGAUUUGUUGAAAGAUUGGCCAAGGAAGUCGGCACCGACAUAUUUGUCAUGGCUAACGACUGUGAUAGGUACAUUCGCGAUAAGCUGAUCUUGGACGAGUUUAUCAGUGAGAUUGAGUUGGACGUGGAGGACUUGUUCAAACGUAUCAUUAGACACAGACAAAAGAGACGCGGAUGA